AUGAACGAAGCCGAAGUAGAAGUUAUAGUCGUGAUCACGAUAGACACAAAUCAGGUGAAUAUGGUUCGACGUCACGCAAUAGAUAUCAAAGAUCGUGACGAAGGCGCGAGGGCAGAUAAAAUGAUAUCUGAUCAUAAUGUCGGAUUCCAAAUGCUUAAAAAACUUGGUUGGGAGGGAGCAGGAACGGGUCUAGGUUCAUCAACGACAGGUAUUACGGAGCCAAUUAAAGGUGGUGAAAUCAGACUUGGCGAGCAAAAAUACUUGGGUGUAGGACACAGCCAAGGCGAUGAGGACGACAUUUUCGACCAAUAUCGUAAAGCGAAAAGUUAUACAUAUCAAAGAAGUGAUGUUAAUUCAAAAGAUAAGAAGCCAGCUGGAUGCUUUAGAUGCGGAAAG
Molecule: messenger RNA, 396 nt
Organism: Cetraspora pellucida
Lineage: Eukaryota; Fungi; Glomeromycota; Glomeromycetes; Diversisporales; Gigasporaceae
Source: the annotation of a GenBank genome assembly